AUGGCAGAUAAUUCGGAAAUAAAGAUCGUUGUUAUAGGAGACACCAACGUGGGAAAGACUUGUCUCUUAGUCACGUACACAACAAACAGUUUUCCCGACACUUACGUCCCGACAGUUUUCGAUAAUUACACAGCCCCAAUUGCAGUCGAUGGGAAAACGUUCCAAAUAAAUCUUUGGGACACAUCCGGAAAUGACGACUUGGACCAGACUCGCCCCCUCUCUUAUGUUAGCACCGACUGUUUCAUGAUAUGCUUUUCCGUCGACGACUCGGACUCUUUCGCAAGAAUUAAGACAAAGUGGGUGCCUGAGGUCGUUGACAACUGUGGCGUCGAAAAGCCUAACAUCGUCUUAGUCGGUCUCAAGAGUGAUAUUAGACUCAGUCAAAAUAGUAUCGCCAUCCUGAAAAAACAAGGCAGAGAGCUUGUCAAAAAAGAGUCCGUCGAGGUACUUGCCAAAGAAGUGAAUGCAAAAGCGUGGAAAGAGUGCUCGGCCCUCACCCAAGUUGGCCUUAAAGAAGUGUUCGAAACAAUAGCAAGAGUCUCUGUUGGACUCAUGGACGCAGAGGUCACAGAAACCAACGAAACGAAAGAGUCCAAAAAAGGAUUCUUUAAGAAAUUGCUUGGGAAAAAGAAGAGCAAAAAAUAA
Entamoeba invadens IP1 is the source of this 645-nucleotide messenger RNA. RefSeq names its product Rho GTPase, putative. Gene Ontology annotation, molecular function: GTP binding; protein kinase binding; GTPase activity. The transcript is spliced from 3 exons. Gene Ontology annotation, cellular component: cytoskeleton; cell projection; plasma membrane. The record is from RefSeq and is a predicted model, not a curated record. Lineage: Eukaryota; Evosea; Mastigamoebida; Endamoebidae. The coding region runs from base 1 to 645 and encodes 214 amino acids. Gene Ontology annotation, biological process: cortical cytoskeleton organization; mitotic cytokinesis; small GTPase-mediated signal transduction.